This is a messenger RNA of Pseudocercospora fijiensis CIRAD86, 717 nucleotides long. RefSeq lists its product as uncharacterized. Bases 1 to 678 code for a protein of 225 amino acids. NCBI's taxonomy places the organism in Eukaryota, Fungi, Ascomycota, Dothideomycetes, Mycosphaerellales, Mycosphaerellaceae. The transcript is spliced from 4 exons. The record is from RefSeq and is a predicted model, not a curated record.
AUGGUUCGCUACAAGCUUCUCUUCGCCGCAGCAGCUCUCCUUGACCAAGCUGCAGCAAUCAAUCCGAAAUGCAGUUCAUACGUAGGCCUUAAUAAGCUUAUUGCUACUGUCGCCGCAAGGGUGUCGCCUUAUCCUGUGGCCCAAUCGUACUGUUCGAAGAACUAUCCUAUCCCGACCUCUACGUCCACCUCGACAGCGUCCGCGCAGACUUUGACGACGACAGUCGCUACAACCACACUGAGCACCACCGUCGCUACAUCAACAACGACAUCGACAUUCACAGACACUUCUACGACUGUGCAGACGGUCACCGUUACAGCUGGCGCCGGAUCCAAGAAGAAACUAAAGCGGGAACCAGCUGCUGUGACUUCGCCCAUCCCUACAACAACUCGAGCUAGCACUCUUACAACAGUCGCUGUUCAAGCUACAUCUGCAGCUCUAGUUGCUGCUGCCGCCGCCGCUCAGGCAUCGCCAAGCCAGCACUCCAAUCUCAGUUGUCACCACUACACCAACAUCGACGAGCAGUGUCACUGCCACAUCGACUUCGAGUAUUACCGCGACAAGCACAGCGUCCACUACCGUCACUACAACCACUACAUCUACGUCUACGACUACAGUGGCAGCACCGCAAGCCACCUGCGCAAAUCAAAAGCGAUGCUACUCUGGCUACGUGAUUGAGAAUUACUGCAACACCCGUCUGAGCGGAAGCUAUGGUCC